This is a messenger RNA of Pseudomassariella vexata, 1593 nucleotides long. RefSeq lists its product as uncharacterized. The coding region runs from base 1 to 1593 and encodes 530 amino acids. The transcript is spliced from 4 exons. Gene Ontology annotation, biological process: protein neddylation. The record is from RefSeq and is a predicted model, not a curated record. Lineage: Eukaryota; Fungi; Ascomycota; Sordariomycetes; Amphisphaeriales; Pseudomassariaceae. Gene Ontology annotation, cellular component: cytoplasm. Gene Ontology annotation, molecular function: NEDD8 activating enzyme activity.
AUGACCGAGAUCGUGACGAGCCAAACCCCUCCGAUCCUCCACGGACCAUCGGAAAAGGAGAAGAAGUACGACCGGCAGCUCAGACUAUGGGCCGCAAGCGGCCAAGCAGCCCUCGAGUCAGCAAAUAUUUUGUUGGUCAAUUCCGGCGCUGGUACUGUUGGUGUCGAGACCCUGAAGAACUUGGUGCUGCCGGGCAUUGGUAAAUUUACCAUUGUUGACGACGCUAUUGUGAGCGAGACGGAUCUGGGAGUCAACUUUUUCCUCGAUGAGAGUUGCUUGGGAAAACUCCGCUCACAAUGCUGUGCCGAACUGUUGCAAGAAUUGAAUCCCGAUGCUCAGGGUGACUGGUAUCCGAAGGAGAAGGCUUCUGUGAACCUGGGCCAAAUUCUGGACAGCAUGCCGAUGUAUACUCUCAUCAUGUACACUCUGCCCAUCAGACCGGAGGACUUGGCUGCUAUCAAGACUUAUGGGCGCAAACACCAGACCCCUCUGAUCUCGAUCCAUUCGGCGGGCUUCUAUUCAUAUUUCCAAAUCAAUCUACCUGGAGCGUUCCCCAUCGUAGACACUCAUCCGGAAGUCGAGAAGACGGUGGACCUGCGUCUCCUGCACCCAUGGCCAGAACUGGUCAAGUUCUCGCAGGAGAUGACGAAGGAUAUCGACAGUGCCAGUGACCACGACCAUGGUCAUUUGCCCUAUGUCGUCAUACUACUUCAUUAUCUGGAGAAGUGGAAGGAAGGAAACGGUGGCGAAUAUCCCACCGAGUACAAGGCCAAGAUGGCCUUCCGGAAGAUGGUCUCGGAAAUGGCAAGAACAAACAACCCCGAGGGUGGAGAGGAGAACUUUCAGGAGGCAGUGAGUGCUGUGAAUCGAAACGUCAAGAAGCCCCAGCUUGAACAAUCACUUGAGGAAGUCUUCGACCACAAACUCUCUAAUGAGGUCGAGAUGAGCUCAUCAUUCUGGAUGAUCGCAAGAGCAAUGAAGAAGUUCUACCAGAAAAACGGCUGCUUGCCCUUACCUGGUGGCCUACCCGACAUGAAAGCCCAAUCAAGCGUCUAUGUCAAGUUGCAGAGUAUCUACAAGGCUAAAGCUCGGAAAGACGCCCUCGAAGUACUGGAGACAGUCAGGUCUAGUCCAGGUGGCAAAGAUGUCGAUCCUGCGGAGGUGGACAUGUUUUGCAAGAACGCUUCAUUUGUGAAGCUAGUCAAUGCAACAGCAGAAGGCCGAGACUUCAAGCAAAUACUACAGCAGGAGAAGCAGAACGACGAGCUCGCCGAGGCCAUCGGGACGCCAUUGUCCCUGCUGCCCAUCUAUCUCGCACUUUCGGCAACCUCUCAUAAGCCUCUAGCUUCUGCUGACGAGAUCAAGGCAGAUAUUGUUGGGAUCUGGCCAGAUGUAGCCGAUGAUAUGCGCGUCAUGCAAUCUUCUGAGGAGGUUGCUCGAGCCGGUGGCGGCGAACUUCACAAUAUAUCCGCCUUGACAGGAGGGAUGGUGGCGCAAGAAGCAAUCAAGAUCAUUACGAAGCAGUACAUACCCAUCGACAAUACUUGUAUAUUCGACGGUAUCAGCAGCCGGUGCCAGGUACUUCGCUUAUAG